Messenger RNA from Penicillium daleae, 1593 nucleotides. RefSeq names its product autophagy protein. The coding region runs from base 1 to 1593 and encodes 530 amino acids. Lineage: Eukaryota; Fungi; Ascomycota; Eurotiomycetes; Eurotiales; Aspergillaceae. The transcript is spliced from 6 exons. The record is from RefSeq and is a predicted model, not a curated record.
AUGAUAGUCAGCGAUCCAGUCUCUCAUGAUGAUCCAAAAGCCGGACCACUUCCGGUAGUCGAUCCACUCAGUCUGGCCGAUGAAGUGCGGGACAAGAAUCCCAUGGUGGCACUAGUUCAAGUGGAUGAGAAAUAUUGCACUACCAAACUGGAAAUCUGGGCCUAUUACGCUUACUACGCUGGAAACAAUGGACUGUCUCUAUUCAAUUUCGCUCCAGCGGCUUUCCAAAAUCUUCUCUACCAAGCUGCCGGAGACAGCAACACUCUAUCUUUCGCCGGAACUCCACGAUCAAUCAACGGCAUCGUGCUGCUAUGCAAUGGAAUCUCAUUUGCCGUCCAAAUCGUGGUUUUCCUAGUCAUCGGCAGCUUUGCUGAUUUCGGGAACUGGAGGUCUAAUAUCCUCAUCGUGCUCUCUAUCGUCGCUUAUGCCCUCGGGUUCGCCUGGUUGGGUAUCCACACGGGAGACAAAUGGCAUAUAGGUGUUGGGCUAUACAUAAUUGGCCUAAUCGCCUAUCAGACUACAUUGACUUUCUGGACCGCUGCGUUCCCGGGGCUUGCGCGCAACACGCCUGAGAUGAAAGGUCAUGCUGAUGAUCUCGCUGCCGGGAAAAUUUCUCGUGAAGAGUAUGAUUUUGCUGAUACGAUGAAGAGGAGUCAGUUGGCGAAUAUUGCGUUUUACAUCCAAUCACUUGCAGAAAUUAUUAUUCUUGCUAUUAUUGUUGGGCUCAUGUUUAAGAUUGACGUUAAUGCCAGCGAAGCAAAUAACAAUUGGGGACUGAGUGUGCUGAUUGCUUUUGCGAGCGGUGUUUGGCUGCUUGUGUCGUUGCCAUGGUUCUUUUUGGAGAAGAGACGGCCUGGUUUGAAUCAUGGCAAGCGGAAUAUCAUUUUAGCUGGUUUGUCGCAGCUUUCAAAUGCUAUGAGUCAGGUAUCGAAGUUGAAGCAGAGUCUGCUGUACCUUAUUGGUUAUUUCUUUCUGGGUGAUUCCCUGAAUACCACAGUCACCGUUAUUUCCACUUUGCAGAACAGCAUAGUGGCAUAUAAUACCUUACAGUUAACAUAUCUCCUAAUUGUGGGGAUUACAGCACAGGCUGUGGGUAUUUAUGCGUUCUGGUCAAUCCAGAAACGAUACAAAAUUGGGACAAAAGCCAUGUUCAAUACUAUUGCAUUCUGUAUUAUCCUUCUUGAUGGUUGGGGUAUGAUAGGCAUUUGGACUAGCAGAUUUGGUUUCCAUCAUGUUUGGGAAGUUUGGAUCUACCAAGCCUUCUAUGGUCUCUUUAUCUGCCCAUGGUACAGUUAUUCGCAAAUCAUGAUUUCCGAAGUGACACCUCGUGGCCAUGAAUUUCUCUUCUUCAGUCUAUUCAGCAUUGUCGGGAAGACAUCAUCAUUUAUUGGACCAAUCGUCUCCAGCGCUAUCAUUGACGCCACCCCUUCCAGAAACCCAUCAACACCCUUUUACUUCCUAUUUGCAUUGAGUCUGUUGAGCUUCGGGAUCUUAGUCGUCGGCGUAGAUCUGAAGAAGAGCCGAGUGGAGCAGGAGCAGUUCUUAGAAGAGAGAAAGCGAAAAUUGGAGGGAAAUAUUACAUUCGCACCGUAG